AUGUUCACGAGAAGACAAGCGAAGCUGGAGUCAGAUGUGGCUGUUUACGAGCGAUUGUACGACAAGGCACGAGUCAUGCUCGCUAGCUCAACCAAAAACUUGGGUGCAGUGCAUGGCUCGCUUGGUGGCGAUGUCGCCAUGACGGUCGCAAAGGAGGAAAGCGUCCGUUGUAUCUGUGGGGAAGGCAAUGAUGGGCCGCAUCUGUAUUUGGGUCCCGCACUGGACUGUGCGCUGAUUGCUUUGAUACUGACUGAAUCGCGCGGCACGGGAGCGAUACGUGCAGAGAUACGUCAAAUUUUAGGGGACCUCGUUAACCGCGAGGGUGUCGAGGGGUCUUGA
Pyrenophora tritici-repentis Pt-1C-BFP is the source of this 339-nucleotide messenger RNA. The record is from RefSeq and is a predicted model, not a curated record. NCBI's taxonomy places the organism in Eukaryota, Fungi, Ascomycota, Dothideomycetes, Pleosporales, Pleosporaceae.